CCACCACCCACCAGCUCAGGCACCAGCAGCAGCGCCGCCGCCGCCGCCCACCUUCUGCCACCGACACCACAGCUACUUUCUCCUCUGCUUCCCUCUACUGUCCUCGCCCUCUGUCGACUAUCAGGUGGGCUUUGAACCAGGAUGGCUGAACCCCGCCAGGAGUUCAACGUGAUGGAAGACCAUGCUCAGGGGGACUACACCCUGCUGCAAGACCACGAGGGUGACGUGGAGCACGGCCUGAAAGAAUCUCCCCUGCAGACCCCGGCCGAUGAUGGAUCUGAGGAACCAGGCUCUGAAACCUCUGAUGCUAAGAGCACUCCAACGGCGGAAGCUGAAGAAGCAGGCAUUGGAGACACCCCCAACCUGGAAGACCAAGCUGCUGGACAUGUGACCCAAGAGGAGAGGAGAGUUCCAGGCCAGCAGAGGGAAGUGUCUGAGAGGCCCCCUGCUAAUGGGCUUAGCUCUCAGGUCCAGCCUGCACACGGCCAAGAAGCUUCUGGGGUCUCCGAGCUGCAUCUGGGGGAGAAACAGCCAGAAGCUCCCGUCCUGGCGACCUCUCACCUUUCCCAGCAUCAUCCUGUCUGCCAGCCGCCUCUCCCACCAGGAGGCCCUCAGGAGCCCCACCAGGAGUGGGGACCGAAGCGAGGGGAGCAGGCCGAGGAGGGACUGGCCUUUCCGAAGCCCACCUCCCCUGGAUGUCUCCAGACGGAGCCUGGGAGUGUCAAGGUUGUCCAGGAAAGCUUCCUCAGGGAACCAGGGUGCCGUGGAGGUGAGGCCAUGGACCCCGGGACCCCAGGUCUGACCUGCCAGCACGUGUCUGACAUGCCUGGGGCUCCCAUCCUGCCUGAAGGCCCCAGAGAGGCCACACACCAGCAUUCGGGGCCAGAACCUGAGGAUGCAGACGGCAGCUGCUGUGGCUCUGAGCUGCUGGAGCGCCAGCUUCUGGGAGACCUGACCCAGGAGGGGCCGCCUCUGAAGAGGGAACAGGGCAAAGAGAGGCUGGGGGGCGAGGAGGUGGAUGAAGACCGGGACAUUGAUGAGUCCUCUCCCCAGGACUCCUUUCCCUCCCAGGUCUCCCCACAUCUGCAGAGCCCCACAACCCGAGGCGGGCCAACCCCCGAGGCAGUUUCCGGAGAAGCCCCUGGGAUCCCUGGUUUCCCAGCCAAGGGUGCCAUCCCCCUCCCUGUCGAUUUCCUCUCUAAAGCUUCUGCAGAGACCCGGGUCUCAGAGCCCGAUGGGCCCGGGGAGGGGCCCCCAGCGGAAGGGCACGACGGGCCCCCCGAGUUCAUGUUCCACGUGGAAAUCAAAGCCAAUGUGCAGAAGGAACAGGGACCUUCGGAGGUGGAUUUGGAAGGGGCUGCACUUCCUGGGGCCUCUGGAGCAGAGCAAGAGCCCCGGGGCCCCUCUGAGGGCGAGGACACAAAAAAGACUGACCUUCCAGAACCAUCUGAAAAGCAGCCUGCAGCUGGUCUGCCGGGGAAACCCGUCAGCCGGGUUCCUCAACUCAAAGCUCGCAUGGUCAGUAAAGGCAAAGAUGGGGCUGGACCCGAUGACAAAAAAACCAAGACAUCCACACCUUCCUCUGCUAAAACCCUGAACAAUAGGCCUUGCCUUAGCUCCAAACGCCCCACUCCUGGUAGCUCAGACCCUUUGAUCAAACCCUCCAGCCCCGCCGUGUGCCCAGAGCCAUCUUCUCCUAAACACGUCUCUUCUGUCACACCCCGAACUGGCAGUUUUGGAGCAAAGGAGAUGAAAGUCAAGGGGGCGGAUGGUAAACCUGGAACGAAGAUCGCCACACCCCGGGGAGCGGCCCCUCCAGGCCAGAAGGGCCCGGCCAACGCCACCCGGAUUCCAGCAAAAACCACUUCCACCCCAAAGACCCCGCCGGGCACUGGUGAAUCUGGGAAAUCCGGGGACCGCAGUGGCUACAGCAGCCCCGGCUCCCCAGGCACUCCGGGCAGCCGCUCCCGCACCCCUUCCCUGCCGACCCCGCCCACCCGGGAGCCCAAGAAGGUGGCAGUGGUCCGCACUCCACCCAAGUCGCCAUCUGCAGCUAAGAGCCGCCUGCAGACCGCCCCCGGGCCCAUGCCAGACCUGAAGAACGUCAAGUCCAAGAUCGGCUCCACGGAAAACCUGAAGCACCAGCCGGGAGGCGGGAAGGUGCAGAUAAUUAAUAAGAAGCUGGAUCUUAGCAACGUCCAGUCCAAGUGUGGCUCAAAGGAUAAUAUCAAACACGUGCCAGGAGGCGGCAGUGUGCAAAUAGUCUACAAACCAGUGGAUCUGAGCAAGGUGACCUCCAAGUGUGGCUCAUUAGGCAACAUCCAUCAUAAGCCAGGAGGUGGCCAGGUGGAAGUAAAGUCUGAGAAGCUGGACUUCAAGGAGAGAGUCCAGUCCAAGAUCGGGUCCCUGGAUAACAUCACCCAUGUCCACCCUGGCGGAGGGCAUAAAAAGAUCGAAACCCACAAGCUGACCUUCCGCGAGAACGCCAAAGCCAAGACCGACCACGGGGCGGAGAUUGUGUACAAGUCGCCCGUGGUGUCGGGGGACACGUCCCCACGGCACCUCAGCAACGUCUCCUCCACCGGCAGCAUCGACAUGGUAGACGCACCGCAGCUGGCCACGCUCGCCGAUGAGGUGUCCGCCUCCCUGGCCAAGCAGGGUUUGUGAUCAGGCCCCCGGGGCGGUCAAUAAUCGUGGAGAGAAGAGAGUGAGAGAGUGUGGGAAAAAAAGAAUAGUGAUCUGGCCCUUCGCCCUCUGCCCUCCCCCAGCUGCUCCUCACAGAUCGGUUAAUCGGUUAAUCACGUAACCUGCUUGUCGCUCACCCCUGGCUCGGGACUUCCAAAUCGGUCACUGGAACGAGAGCCAAGGUCAUCUUUCCAAAUUGACGGGCGGGCCAAUCAUAAUAAAAUAUUUUAAAAACCUUUAAAAAGAUGGCCCUACCCAGAAUUUCCUUGGGCAGUUACUUUCUUUUUUUUUCCCCCCUCUGAGUGCACGAGGGAGGAGGAGAGGCUCUGAAAGCUGCUUCUGGGGACUCUCAAGGGCCUGGGGGGCGCCCCAUCCUGGGGGUGUCACAGAGGCAGCAGCGGCAACAAGGGACUCGACACUUGGUGCGCUGGUGGAACCACAGGCGUAGGGCCACCUUUGGAGCAGGACAGGGUGCGGGGGCGGGGGGGCUGGGCAGGGGGGGAGGGCGAGGUGAGAGGGGGUGUGGGGGGCGUGAGGAUACCGGAGGAGGAGGAGCUCAGGGAGGAGAUGCUGAGGACGGCCCGGAGGCGCAGCAGGCAGGGCACAGCCUCUGCCGCCCACAGCGAACUUGGACCAAGUGGCCUCCAGUUCUUGGGGGCCCGGGGUCUGCUGCGGGUCGGCGUGCCACCCUCUGGAGGGAGAAGGGCUUACACCACGAAGGGCAGGGGGCGGGAGGAGAAGGAAGGUUGCGGGAGUGGCAUCCGAGCGCUGGCCUCUUUCUCCCUCCCCGCAGGGUGGGGGUCCUGAGCUGAGGGGCUUCCCUCUGCCCCGCGGAAACCCUGUUUUAUUGAGUUCUGAAGGUUGGAACUGCAGCCACGAUUCUGGCACCUCACAGACCUGGGACUUUAGGGCUAACCGGUUCUUUGUAAGGACUUGUGCCUCUUGGGGGACAUCCGCCUGUUCCCAAGCCUGGGCCUCUGGCAUCUCUGGAGUGUAUGGGGACCUGGGAGGAGGCUCCUGAACCUCUCAUCCCUCCCACGGCCACCGCAGCCACCUGUCUGCCCCACCAUGCCUGUGUCUGCCGUGCGGAGCCCAGCCACUGCCUGUACCCCUCAUUACGUCACGCCGUCCCGCGUUCCCAGCCUCACCCCACCCCCCUUCUCAGUAACGGACAUUGUUUAGAUGGGGAGGCACCUCCUCUGAACCAAGGGGGAAAGUCAAGGAGGGCAAAGCCCAGACACGGCGGGGGACCUCAGUCUCUCAGUCUAAGUUGUACUCAUCCAGCUGGUAUGUCCCUCACAAUGAACCUGAUGGCCUUACUCGGUUCCCUGCCCGUGCCCCCAUCCCAGAUGGGAGCCAGGGUGGGGUUCGCAGUGACCCUGGACGUUUAUGCCGUGUUUACUUGGAGAGCCUUUUCUCCCAGAAGGCCUGGUUCCCUUCCUGUGCCGAGCUGGCAGCAGGUUGGCCGUCCUGGAUGCCAGAGAUGGCACGGGGAUGGGCAGGCAAGGCCCCCAGGGCAGGACCACGCUCCCUCCGUUCCUUACGUCUGCCCCAGCUUGUGACUGCCAGCCUCUCAGAGAGCCCAGCCGCUGCUCAACCCCAAGUGCAUACAAUCAGCCCUCCACACCCCAAAAAGGGAAACAUGCCCCCUCGGAAAUGGUUCUUCCCCCAGUCUCAGCUGGAAGCAAUGCUGUCUUGUCCUCCUGGAGCAGCUGAACAUAUACAUAGAUGUCGCCCCUCCCUCCCCACCUGCACCCUGUCGCGUUGUAGUCGGAUUUGUCUGUUUAUGCUUGGAUUCACCAGAGUGACUAUGAUAGUGAAAAGAAAGAAAAAAAAAAAAAAAAAAGACGCAUGUAUCUUGAAAUGCUUGUAAAGAGAUUUCUAACCCACCCCCCCCAUGGGAGUCCUAGAUGUCUCUCACCCCCCCAGCUGGGACUUGGAUCCAGAAGGCCAGUGUGACUCUCUUCUGUGGGGCCUCCCAAUUUUUGAAAGACUUUCAUCAACAUCUGGGACCCAACAGAGACCAGAUGCUGACAUCUGAGAAUCCUCAGCUGCAAAGAAGGCCUGAAGCCCAGGAGGAGGACAGAAGUUAUGGUACCCCCUCCCCGCCCCCGGGGCUCCCUUCUGUCAGGCAGGGGGCAGUGUGUCUUGUGGUGAAGAUGGCCCUGGAGAAGCCCCACAGCAGCCCUGAGAGAGGGUCGUCCAACUCCCUGCGUCACGAGUGCCCGCUGGGGAAAGGUCUGCAGCCCGCCCUUCAGCCCGGGGUCCCGCUCCAAGCUCUCCCGCAGGAAGGCUGGCCCAGGCCUCCCCACCAGGGGCCUGACGGCCACAGCAGGGGUUGGGAUGCACUGCCUGCCCUGGACCAGCCCCAGGGGCCUGAGCCGCCUGACAAGGGUGACAGGUCAGGAGACACCAUUUCCAAAUCCUUGGCCAGAGCCCCUGCUGACCUUGCAUGAAACCCAUCUCCUGCCAUGGGGAAAGGGAAGCAGCCUUUGUAGAAAUCUGCUGUUUGAAGAAAAUCAGCAACCUCGGCCUGGUUCUGCCGCUUCUGAUUUGGGUUAGGGUUAAAGGCAACCCUAUGGGGCUGGGAUGGAGUCCAGGGCCAGACGCUUCAUCUGCAGCCAGAGGAUCAUCUGGGCCCAAACCUUCCCGCAGUGAGGCUCUCCUCUGUCCUCUGAGUCCCAGUUGGUCUUGGAAGGGUUCUGAGGAAGAAAGAGGAAACUUGGUGUGAAGAUCUGGUGGCCGUUAGAGAUGCAGCCCCUCAUUACUGCCACCGAUUCUGGCUGCACUUCCUGAACCUCUCCCUGCAGUUUCUGCGCCCCGCUCUUCAGUACCUUAUUCCGAGGGCCUCACUCAGCGGGCGCCUCGCGUUGCGUGGGCUGCUGGGAGCAGCCUGAAGAGCGUGGUUUAGGGUCAUCAGGUCAGUGCUGGCAGGGAGCCUGCAGAGCGCAACGCUGGCUUGGAACCGUCAACGAGGACGACCCCCCCUCCCCAGGGCUGGGCACUCCCCCGCCGCCGUUUCUUCCAGGGUUGGUGUCCCUCGGGUGGGCUAGAUAGGAUACACUAUCCGCCUGGUCGCUUCAAGCUCUGCAUUCACUUUAUCAGAAGUUCCAUUUAAACUGGCUUCAGUGGUGAGACUAUCCUGUUUGCAACUGCUUGUUGGGCUCCUGGUGGGGCGGUGGGGGGAGAGGAGCCUGUAGGAGAGUUACCACUGGGCAAAGGGGAGUCUUGGAGAGCAGGAGUCCAAGGCCUGGUAACACUUUUCUUCCUGAUUUCAACCACGUGUGCUAGAGGUCCCUUGGGAUUUCACCUUCUCACCGACAGGUGCCACAGGCUGCCAGCUAGUUCCCAUCAUCUCCUUCCCGGCCAGGUGCAGGCAGUGAGGCUUGUGGAGGAAUCCGGAGAUAUCGUUGCUGUGACCUGCUGCCCUUUUGCGGGGUUCCCAAGCCCGCAAUCAUGCCUCCCAAACACGCUGGCAUCCUUUCCUUUAAGCUGCUGGCACCUCCACGUCACCUUUCCCACCAGCUCCGGACACACAGCCUGUACUUCUAGUAGCUGCUAAGAUCUCGUCACCCUUUAAUCUCUGGCCUCCAAGGAAAGCAAAGAGGCAGGGAUGAGGGCAGAGGUGGAGGUCAUCAGCUUGUCCUAUCUACAGAUCUGUGGCUUCAAGAGACUUCUGGUUUCUCUUCAGCUUUGAAAAGCGUUACCCUGGGCACUGACCCAGAGUCUCACCUCCUAAUGGACUUAGCCUCGUGAAUUUGCAGUGUUGGGCAGGACAAUUUCUGGCACUUGCAAGUCCCAUGAUUUCUUCGUUAAUUUUGAGGGUGGGGGGAGGGACAUGAAACCAUCUUAGCUUAGCUUCCUGUCUGUGAAUGUCCAUAUGGUGUAUUGUGUGUUUUAACAAAUGAUUUACACUGUUGCUGUAAAAGUGAAUUUGGAAAAUAAAGUUAUUACUCUGAUUAAA
Messenger RNA from Balaenoptera musculus (blue whale), 6649 nucleotides. It is a transcript of the gene MAPT, whose product is annotated as microtubule associated protein tau. Gene Ontology annotation, biological process: neuron projection development; microtubule cytoskeleton organization. Gene Ontology annotation, cellular component: neuron projection. Gene Ontology annotation, molecular function: microtubule binding. The record is from RefSeq and is a predicted model, not a curated record. NCBI's taxonomy places the organism in Eukaryota, Metazoa, Chordata, Mammalia, Artiodactyla, Balaenopteridae.